AUGCCUCCUGCACCUGCACCCCCUUUCAGCUCCGUCUCGCAAUGCCUUUCUGCUCUCCUCCCCCCGACGGCAUUUUCGCUUCUUCCGCUCACACACACACACACACACACACACACACAUCGCACUUGCACCCACAUCAUCUUUAGCGAACCACAUAUCGUGUUUUACUGUGUGUGUCCGUUCACCCGCUGCCACCGUCGCCGCCCCCUCCCCUCCCCCCUCUCCCUCUCCCUCCCUCAACACACCACCCUCUCCACAGCAAUCAACAAGCACGAGGCAGAGGUCGUCCUUGAUUGGAGCAUGAGCCGGUUAGCCCGCGCGCUAGCAAAGCCCUUCACGGUGCCGGUGGCCAUGUGCACAAGGCAUGUAGCGGCCAUGGACGAGCCGCUGAAGCGGCACAUCGACGCUUAUGCGGCGCGAGGAGAGGACAUCACGAUCGCCGUCUGGCGCGAGUAUGUGGACGGGCAGCGGGCGCUGCUGCCGUACCGGUGGACAAAGUUUCGGAGCGAGGUGGCGUAUCUGACCUCGGGCCAGAUGGCCAUCACGGACUUGACCUUCGCCGACCUUCUCGUCUUCAUACGCUUUCUCACGAAGUGUCUCUUCAUCUUUAUCGUCGCCGUGAUGGUCGGCCGCCGCUCCGUCUUCCCGUCGCUGGAGCCGACGUCGCCGUUUGUGGAGGAGAUCGUGAAGAACUGGCAACCGAACCGGCUGCACGGGGUGGCGGGCGCGGAGUACAUGGCGUGCGAUCAGGCAGCAGCUGCUGGGUAUGGCCACCGAUAA
Messenger RNA from Leishmania major strain Friedlin, 780 nucleotides. RefSeq lists its product as hypothetical. Bases 1 to 780 code for a protein of 259 amino acids. Lineage: Eukaryota; Euglenozoa; Kinetoplastea; Trypanosomatida; Trypanosomatidae. The transcript has a single exon. The record is from RefSeq and is a predicted model, not a curated record.